UUUUGGAGCGGAUAAAAAUUGUGUACCUAUUUGCUUUGCAGUGUAAUUAUUUGGUUUUCGAAGAUGCCAUACUUGAAUCAAAAUCAAAUAGAAGAGUAUUUAGCUCUAAUAAAUGAUGGAGAGAUUUCGGAAGAUGAUCUUGAGCACUCGGAUACAGAAGUUUAGCCGACGAUUUGCUUCACGAUCUUGAGAGUCCAUUAGAAGAGGAAAAUGAUGACCCCGAUAAUGAUCCAUUCAUGGCAGGAGACCCGCCAUUGAUAAAUGAAGCUACAGCAAAUGAUCAAGUGCCACAGGUUCCAUUCCCCUCAACAAGUCAAGCUAGUCGCCGAGCAACUAUGAGAGGACUCGUAUGGAAGGUAAAAAAAUUGGUUUUGAAUUCUGACCAGACAGCUUUUCAUGGAGACACUACAUACCCACCUGAACUGAAGGAUGAGGCUACUACUGGUACUCCCUAUAGUAUUUUUUCACAUUUUAUUCAAAGGAUUGUGGAAGAGUCUAAUUUGUAUUCCGUUAAAAAAAAUGUGACUAAACCAUUAAAUUUAUCUGAAACUGAGCUAAGAAAGUUUAUGGCGAUACUGAUAUACAUGUCUGUUAUAAAAUAUCCCAAUGUACGGCUAUACUGGUCAAAUACUGUAGGUUUUCAACCAAUCAAGGACAUAAUGACUGUCAACCGAUUUGAGACUAUUCGUAGAUUUCUACAUUUCAACAAUAACGAGAAACAUUUACCCAAGGAACACCCACAACAUGAUAGGCUCCAUAAGAUAAGGCCUAUAAUUAGCCAUCUAAAUGAGAAAUUUGCUUUAGUUCCUAUGGAACAAAAACUCUCAAUUGAUGAACAGAUGUGUGCCACAAAAGUGGCACACUUCAUGAAGCAGUAUUUACCUAAUAAGCACCAUAAGUGGGGGUUUAAAUUAUAUGUGAUGUGCAGCGUGAAAGGUUAUGCUCAUAAAUUUGAAAUAUAUACUGGCCAAGAGAAUGAACGGCUUCCAGAUGAACCAGAUUUUGGGCCAGUGGGAAAUGUUGUAGUCCGGCUUGCUAGAGGUGUCCCAAGGAAUAUAAAUCAUAUAAUUUAUUUUGAUAAUUUUUACACCUCUGUUUUCUAUCUUCAUAUGUUGGAGCUGAACCUGUGGGCCAAGUAGAAAGAUUUGACAAGGCAAAUAAGACUAGAAUUAAAAUUUCAUGCCCACAUAUAAUAAAGGAAUAUAAUGCCCAUAUGGGCGGAGUGGAUCUAAUGGAUAGCUUUAUUGGGAGGUACUGAAUUGCAAUGAGAAGCCGAAAGUGGUAUCUUCGUAUCUUUUACCACUUAUUGGACAUGACGGUAAUAAAUUCUUGGCUUGUGUAUAAAAAUGUAAAAACAACUGAAGCCAAUUCAUCAGUUCUAAACCUAUGUAACUAUAGACUGGAACUAGCUGAGGUAUUAGCCAAAGUAAAUAACUCAUUUGAACUCUGCAACAAAAGAGGAAGGCCAAGUACCAGCAACAGUGUUGAAAUGGAAAUACAAGCAAAAAAAAGGAGAGGACCAGCUCAACAUAUUCCUCCUAAGGACAUAAGGACUGAUAAUGUUGGUCACUGGCCUGGUAAUUGUGUUCGCAGCAGAUGCAAAAUGCCUGGAUGCAAGGGAUACACGCAAAACAGGUGUGAGAAGUGUGGAGUAGCUCUUUGUCUUACCACAACCAAAAAUUGUUUUAAAAAUUUUCAUAAUAUGUAGUUAUUGUCUAGUGAGUGCAUAGUGUUGUAGUUCUGCAACAAAUGGUUUUUAAUAAAAAUAGCUAUGAAAAUAAAAAAAUAUAUUUUU
Messenger RNA from Colias croceus (clouded yellow), 1795 nucleotides. RefSeq names its product piggyBac transposable element-derived protein 3-like. Lineage: Eukaryota; Metazoa; Arthropoda; Insecta; Lepidoptera; Pieridae. The transcript is spliced from 3 exons. The record is from RefSeq and is a predicted model, not a curated record. Bases 237 to 1139 code for a protein of 300 amino acids.